Fusarium oxysporum Fo47 is the source of this 746-nucleotide messenger RNA. Its product is annotated as ribosome biogenesis protein SLX9-domain-containing protein. Gene Ontology annotation, cellular component: preribosome, small subunit precursor; nucleolus; 90S preribosome. The record is from RefSeq and is a predicted model, not a curated record. Gene Ontology annotation, biological process: maturation of SSU-rRNA from tricistronic rRNA transcript (SSU-rRNA, 5.8S rRNA, LSU-rRNA). Bases 1 to 561 code for a protein of 186 amino acids. The transcript is spliced from 2 exons. Lineage: Eukaryota; Fungi; Ascomycota; Sordariomycetes; Hypocreales; Nectriaceae.
AUGGCUCCUCAACCCCCAGGUCUCAAAAAGCCCUCCGCGCGCACCCUCCGCCACCAGCGCAUAACAGGCCAAAUCCACCCGCAAGCCCCCCAAAAAGUCUUCCGCGACGACGCCGCCGUAACCGACUCCUUCCUCUCCAGCAAACGCGACAAGCGGCUCAUCAAGCACUCCUCCUUCGUAUCCCGCAUCCAAUCAGCACGUAUCUCAAAAUCCACAAAGCGUCGAAGACCAUCGAAGAAACUAGCAGCGAACUUAGAGAGUUUAGCUGAUGCGCUGCCGGAGCUAGAGGAGGGCGCGGAGGUUGAGCAGGGAAAAGUUAGGCAUAAGAGCUUGAAGAGUAAGAGGGGUGCGUUGAAGAGGAAGGAGAGGAUUGUUAAGGGCGAGAUGGAGAGGUUUGGGGUUAGUAUGGCGAGGUUGACGCAGCAGGAUGGCGUGCCUGUGCAGAAGGUUGAGGCGGAGGAGAAGGCUGCGCCGGCGCCGACUGCGAAUCGAUGGGCGGCGUUGAGGGGGUAUAUCUCUUCGACGAUGGAGCAGAAUCCUGCUUUUGCUGAGAAGAACUAAGCAGGUCGACGUGGAGCGAAUCUAAGAUACCAAAGACGGAGAUCAAGUCCAUAGGUGACGUUACAAAAGGCGGCAGAUACAAUCUUCACAAAAAUUUGCUCAGGCGUAUGGAGUAGGAAUCAUAUACUUCGAUCACAGGGCUAGGACAGGCAAUAAAACUUAUAACCUUGAUCCUAAGUGACAAA